ACUGGAGCGUGAAGUGAACAAGAGGUAGGAGAGGAGACAACUUUCUGGAAUCGAAUGCAGCCUUAAAAGUUGCUUUUUCGCGUUGCAUGCUGGCGACAGUAUAGUUCACGUAAGAUUCGUUUCUCUGGUAAAUUUGGCUUGUGACAUCGAGAGAGAUGAGCCAAGACGGACCUGUGGACGAUUCUCCUGCAUACCUUUUAGAUGAACCGCCAGCUGACACUAAUAAAGGCCACCCCGCAGCCCAGCCAGGCAUGCUGUCCAGGGUGGCAGGAGGCCUCUUCAGUGCCACCAGGGGGGCCGUGGGGGCCACAGUGGGCGGUGUGGCCUGGAUUGGAGGGAAGAGUCUGGAUUUGACCAAGACGGCGGUCACCUCCGUGGCCUCUGUACCCGGAGUGGGAGUGGGGUUGGUCAAAGGGAGUGUGUGCGCUGUGGCUGGGGGGGUCAGCGCGAUUGGCUCAGCUGUGGCCAGCAAGGUACCCUUUGGAAGAGGGGCCAACAAGAAGGACAAGUCAGACUAAGGGGGCGAAUAAUCAUUAUGUCUGCUGCUCUGUCUGUGUUCUUCUGAAGUGAAAAGGCAACUGGACGGACAGUGAAGUUUGCUUUAUGGGUCUUCUUACCCAGUACUGCAGGCACUACCAACCACCUGUCUGUAAUUCACAAUGACUUAAUAAGUUGGAGCUCUAACUGAUGUUUGAGGUUGGUACGUUAUACAAAAGGACUGAUUGUGUUGCAGGCCACUGCUCAUUCCAUUCGCCAGCUCCUGGAGGGUAGACUCAGCCCUUGGAGGAGAUGGUAUAUUCACAGUCUAAGUGGUUAUCUGUGACUUGAUGGUGAAAUUCUGACCACCACAUGCUGGUCUAUAACGACCAGUAAAUUAUGCCUGGUUUCAAAUGAGGUUUAGAGUUGGAGCCACAGGAAUGCAGUGUUAGAUUGAAGAGGAGAUGUGUCACGCUGGAAAUCUGAAGUUUGAUCUUCAAUUAUACUAUUACAUUCAAAUUGUUGUUUCUUUGAGAAAGUUACUAAGUUAAAAAGCUUUUACUUAUUAUUUUGUAAAUUGACCUGCAUCUAUGUGGUGAGCUACAGAGGCACAGAAAUGUUUUCAAUUGUGUGGUCCUUACAACUUUAUUGACAGUUGAAAUCAUCUAUUUUAUGUCCUGUGAGUGUGAUGAAAUUGUUUCAUAUAUUCUAUUAGGUUUAGAAAAGUAAUCUUUAACCAUCUAUUGCUUCAAUGUAUUUUAUUAUAAGGUUUGUUGAAGUUAGUGAUAUACUGUGCCAUCACUUGUGGAAUGUGUUUUCUUGGUCAGGAGGACAGGCUGGUUGAUCUAUGCAGGGGAAGAGUUAGCAAGCAGAUGACACCUCUGACCUUAAUGAAGACAGUAACCAUUGUGGAGACAUGGAGGGAACCAGACAUGAGGUUGGUCACCUGAGAUGGUGAUCAGUCCAUUGUGGGGGACACUCCUUUAAAUAUCAAAGCUGAAGAUAGGUUAGGCAUCAGAACCUGUGAGACGUUGUUGGGGCUUGCAGUACUUCUGAUCCCAUCUGAUUUAUGGCCAGAUGGUUUUGUGUAUUGUCUGUUUGUGUGUUAAGAUGGUUGUUUCUGUGUUCAAUUGUUUGUUCGAUAAUAAAGACGUAUUUUAAUUAUAUCUAAUCUAGUUAACUAGUAAUCUAGUUUUUAUUACGCAUUGAUCCUCCAGAAUUUCUACCACAGUGAGUCACUUGGGUAUUAUCAGAUGGAUUCCUGUACACUGCGCUACCAAUUGUAAGUGUUCAAUCUAAUUCAUUCAAAUACCACAUUUGUUAAGGACUGCAAUAAACAUACGUUAGCUGUCCCAA
This is a messenger RNA of Osmerus eperlanus (European smelt), 1833 nucleotides long. RefSeq names its product transmembrane protein 263 (gene tmem263). The coding region runs from base 156 to 518 and encodes 120 amino acids. NCBI's taxonomy places the organism in Eukaryota, Metazoa, Chordata, Actinopteri, Osmeriformes, Osmeridae. The transcript has 3 exons. The record is from RefSeq and is a predicted model, not a curated record.